Molecule: messenger RNA, 1367 nt
Organism: Betta splendens (Siamese fighting fish)
Lineage: Eukaryota; Metazoa; Chordata; Actinopteri; Anabantiformes; Osphronemidae
Gene: cldn29
Product: claudin 29
Exons: 1
Coding region: 532-1164 (210 amino acids)
Biological process (GO): bicellular tight junction assembly; cell adhesion
Cellular component (GO): plasma membrane; bicellular tight junction
Molecular function (GO): structural molecule activity
Source: RefSeq, a predicted model, not a curated record
ACGUCCAGUUUUUUUUUUUUAUUUCCACAUUAAUUUUUAGUUUCACAUGCAAAAUCUUGCCCAGUUUAAUAAACAAAAUAGUAAUGAAGAAAAUAGUAUUUAGAUUUCUAUGAAGACCAACCAUCAUGAGCCUUAAAUCCUUAAAGCAGUAGUGCAUAUAUAUGUGCAUAUCUAUUUUCUGAUAUAAUUAGUAUUUACCUUAGAUUUUAUGAAUUAUCUGCAGCUAUUAGCACAGUGUCAUUGUUUUUACCUUUUCUUCCACCCACAAUGGUAAAAUUGAAAAGAAAUAUUUGCACCAGGCUUUGAUGUUUCGAAGCCCUUGUCCUUCUGAGCUCCAGGCCUUUGUGAACCAGAGGGCCUCUUUGUCAGAGAGCUACACCUCUGAACUCAAAGUCAACAUGAUGAAAGCAAUGGGACCAAUGGGGCCAGAGCCCACCCAGAGGAGGGGGUGCUCAGGGGCAUCUGUGGGUUCAUAUAAAACGACCCUGCAGAGGAAGCGUCUCCACUCUGCAGCUCGGGGGACAGACAGGAAUGGCAUCCUUAGGGCUGCAGAUACUGGGAAUCGGACUGGCCGUGCUUGGGUGGAUUGGGAACAUACUGAUCUGCAUGCUGCCCCUGUGGAAGGUGUCGGCCUUUGUGGGGAAUAACAUCGUGGUGGCUCAGACCAUCUGGGAAGGUCUGUGGAUGACGUGCGUGGUGCAGAGCACGGGCCAGAUGCAGUGCAAGGUCUACGACUCCCUGCUGGCGCUGCCUCCGGACCUGCAGGCGGCGCGGGCCAUGGUGGUCAUCGCCAUCCUGCUCUCGCUGUUCGGCCUGCUGCUCUCCGUGGUCGGGGGCAAAUGCACCACCUGCGUCGGGGACAAGGCGGCCAAGGCCCGAGUGGCCAUCUCUGCAGGGGUGUUCUUCGUCCUGAGCGGGGCCCUGUGUCUCGUGACCGUGUCUCUGCCUGCGAACACGGUCAUAAAGGACUUCUACAACCCCCUGGUCCCUGACGCCCAGAGGAGGGAGCUGGGCGCGUGCUUGUACGUGGGCUGGGGCGCGUCGGGGCUGCUGCUGAUCGGCGGCGCCCUCCUCUGCUGCCAGUGUCCACCGCGAGAAGACCGAUAUGCUGGAGCCAAGUACACGCCGCCCAAAUCCACCACGCCUGGAAAGGAGUUUGUCUGAGAGUAAAGGCUUUUAUCAUUGUCUAUUAACACGUUUGUUCAUCGAGUCUCAGAUACAAGAGACGAGAUUUGUGUCUUUAUUAAUGAGAUUCACAUUUGGUUCAUCAUAUUUGUUAUAGGCACUUAAAAAUAUUAUUCAGUAAGAUUUGUUUUAUUUUGAUUUUCUUUUUAUUCCAACAUAUAAAUAAAUGUUAUUUUUGUCUA